UCCGGGAAAAAAAUGUCUUCUUUCGAAACUUUCUUCCUAGUAAAAGUUGUAGAUCCUAAAAACUUUAGCAGAACAAAAGAAAAUCACGACGGACGAAUCACCAAGUGCAAAGUUAUGAUUGUUUGAAGUCCUUAACCUAAAUUAGAAGUAGAUCGCAGGGCUGCUGAGCAGCAAUCUGGGUGGUUUACCAGGAUCAACUGUGAACCAUAAUAACUUUUUUGGUUGUUCAAGUGUUUCGACCACGAUCUGACUCUUUCAUUUGUGGUUCGCUCUAAUGUCAAGCGAACCUCUACCUAGUUCAAAGAACACGAUCCUUAGGAAGGAAGUAACCAGUCCAGAGAACAUACCACCAGGGGAGCAAUGAUUGUUUAGCAAAAUCUAUUAUUUCAUCGCAUGUAUCGUCCUCUUGUACUAAUUCAUACAUCCAAAAGUAAAGCUCCUCUCUAUUUUUGCCAAAUUAGAGGUUAAGAAACAAAUUUCCCAACUAAUAAAAGUCGUCCUCCAUUUCAGAAGAAGCUUUAUUUGGUGUUCGUAUCCAGCGGGGUUUUAGUUCAUUUUUACCCUUUUUUUUUUUUUCUGGCUUUCUCACUUGAACGACGACGUGCAUUUUGGGCUCUUACCCUUUGUUGGCUUUUGUUAAAGAUGGGAUCUUUGUCGUAACUUUGCAAAAAGGAAAGAGACGAGAUCAGCUUUAUAUCUCUCCCAACUUCCCUCCCACUAUGCACAUGAACAACACUUCCCAAACCCUACCCUUCUCUUUAUAAUUUGGAACCUUCAAAUUAUAAAUGUAUAAGCUAGGCUGGACUCUCUCAUGUUAUCGUUUCUGUUCCAUCGAUUGUUCUGUUAAUAUUUAUGUAGAUAUAUAUAUAUAUAUAUAUAUAUAUUGGUUAAAUCGCGCUAUGAGAAUCCGGAGUUGAAAUGCAUAUUUGAGUGUGGUUUUUAGGAUCAACCUCACACAGUGUGGGAUUUGGGUACAAAUACUAUGGUUGAAAGAAAAAGAAACAUGGUAAUUGGAAUGUGUGUUUUCUCCAAAUACUACAAAUGUGGUUGAAUAGAAAUACUAGGGGGGGAGGUCUAGUAUUUGUGAAAUAUCAUGAUGUUUUAUUUUUUUUAUUCACAUUCUGUCCUCCUCGUUUUUUAUAUAAAUCCAGAAAAUAGUUUUGUUAUUCUUCCCAACUUUGGUGUAAAGGUUUUCUUCAGUUACAUCUCGGCGAAUUCAUCUUCACAUUAUUCCUGUUUGUCAUCUUUCCACGGCUUCCAAUGAGUCUAAUGAGCUCUUGUUUUGAUUCAUUUCUCGAUUGUUAGUUAGAGACCCGUCCGGGCUAAUAAUUACCAUAAUCAUCGACAUAUUUUUUGCUCUCACUUUUGCCGUAUACAGCGUCGUAGAAGUCUCUGAGAAUACGUAACCUCAAAUCUAUGUUUUCACAGGAUUAGAAAAGUAGAAGGUUGAUUUAUUUAUUUAUUUAUUUAAUAAGAAAAGAGUAAAUGGAUACUUAACCAAUUUGGAGUGAACUACCACAACCAUAAUCCCAUGUUUUAACCUCUAUCAAAUAUUAUAUAAGAAGAAAUCACACAUAUCAAAUACUAUGAUAUUGUUAAAAAUAAAAAUAUUAUCUACAAAUACUAUGAUUACACAAUAUAUUAUUUUGGUAAAACUCGUACAAGAUGUUAAUUAAUAAAUAUAAAGCUUAAGUAGUGUUACUGUUAAUUAACUUUCCAUAGAGGUUUGCUAAACUACACAACUCUUAUUUAGUUUAGUAACCUAUCCAGAGGCGGAGCUAGGAUUCGAGCUUCGGGGGGCAGGAAAUUUUUAUUCGUAUUACCGUAAGAGGCAAAAAGCACAAAAAUAUAAUUCCAACUUUAAAAAGAGUACUUUUAAUCAUCAAAAUUGCCCAAGACACUUUUUUAAGACAAUUAGAUUUACUUCAAACACGAUUUAAGACGAAUAAAUUAUCAUGUCAUUUUGACUAUAAAUGAGUUAAUUACCAACAAAAUUAAUAAUACAUUCCAAUACCUAACAUGUUUCAUGAUUUUUAUAGCUGAAAAAUCAAUGUGUACAAUCUAUUACAAGAAAAAAUUUACUCAUUGUAUAUUCAAAAUAGUCCUUAAAACAUGUAAUGUAAAGUUUACACAAUUUUCUAGAGCUAAAAAUGAAAAGAGAAAAAAACUCAUUAUAUAUAUUCAAAAGAGUAUUUAAAACGUGGAUUGAUUUUAAGUAAAAGAUAUGAAAACUAGAUAAUUAUAUUGAAUUUUCGUGCCAAGUACAAGUAGAAAACAAAAAAUGUUAAAUAUGUCUGUCAUGAGUAUCGAACCAGCAUCCCCCUGAUUUAUUAAGCAUGUCCUUUCGUUAUGCUGCACUGGUAAAUGUGUUAUGAUUAGCGACUACUCUUUUAUGUUUUACUUUCUGUUUAUACGUAAUUUUCAAAAAUCACGAACAACUUAUACGUAACUUUCGAAAUUUUCGGGGGAGGCCGGGGGCCCCCGAGCCAUAGUGUAGAUCCGCCCCUGAACCUAUCAACUAAUGGAACCAAACAAAUUAGUAUUAUUCAAAAAGUCAUUAAUUUGUUGAGCUACCCUUUAACAUAGAUUUUUAUCUUAGAGUGCCGCACAUAGCAGAGCUUUCACCGCUGGAUCUUGAACAGUUGAACCAAGGGAAUUUUUUUUUAUCUUUGUCCAAUCAUAUUGUAUGUUCUCCUGACAUACUACUCAAAUAUGGGAACAACAACGAACUAAACCAUAUAAAAUAAAUGUACCACUUUUUAAAUACUUUUGCGGUUUUUCCAAAUAAUUAUUAUGUCAACCGUUAGCUCACUUGAUCACAAAAAGCAACAUAUCAUGAAAAUGUCAGACACACAAAUUAGCAAACAUGCCUAUAAGCGAUGAUCCAAAUCUCAACUACAACCUAGUGUUUUAUGUUUUUUCUUAAUGUGCUUCUCGGUGGAGCAUGACAUUGGAUCUAUGCAUAACAAACGGUUUUUCUGUAUUGGCAUUACUUACCCAACCUUUUUUAUUACAAAAAUUAUAUUUUGGCCAUUUUUCAUGUACUUCUCGACACACCUCUUGAUUUAAGAACAAUUAUUGGAAUUGAAGAGUAAUAAGCUUUGUGGUGUCAUUAUGAGAUCCUUCCUAGAUGCUCAUCUUUCUUUCGAUGAGAGACAAUUAUAAGUCAUUACUUCAUGCAUUAUUUGACGUGCUUAUUAACAGCUUUGUGUGGAAAACAAAAUUAGAAUAUUAGAGUGAGUGAAAAGGGCAAUAGGAAAAUGAUACAGAAGAGAUAUCUUAUAUUCAAAUUAAUUGUGUUUUUCAAUUCCUACUCGUUGAACGAUAAUGGUCCUCCGACUUUCCUAAUCACGGUUAAUUUCUAGUUACUAUUUAAAUAUAUAACAACUAAUUUAAUCUUUCGUGUAAUAGUAGUAUCAGUUUAGAAUCAUGUGGUCAGUUGCCCUCACCCUUAUCACCAAUUUAUUUGGAUAAUGUCUAUUUUUUAUCCAAAUCUUUUUCAGAUUCUUUUAUAUUAUUCAAACCUAUUAAAAUGCUAUUACUUAGCCAAAUCUUUCGUAAUAUAUCAAAAUAUUAGCCAUUUGUACGUUAUCGUUAAUAAUUUUGUAACUAAUUCUUAGUGAAAAUACUAAAAUUUUGGAAUGUUGAACUUCAUGUGUCUCUUCCAAGUCAGUAUCAUGUUGCUAAUUCAAUAUUACUAACAAAAUUGCUAACUGAAAAUUUAACAUUUGACUAAUUCUUAGUAUUUCAAUAAAUUUGACUAAUAAAAAAAUUGAAAAAAAUUUCACUAAUAAAUAGUCAUUCCCCAAUUUAUUUCAAAACAAAUUCUGCUUGCCCGAUGUUGCUACUUUAGUACUUUUCUUCUAGUUUACGUCUCUAAAAAGUUAAUAGAAAGUCAAACUCGGUGGUUCACUUCUUUUUUAAAGCUUCUUCAAUUUUCUCAACUUUGGAUUAUUGUCAAUACACUUUUAGAGUAUUUGGAUUAUUUAGAACUCUAGUAUGAAGGAUUCAUUUCGACUAUGUGAGAUUUCUUGUCAAUACAAUUGAUUUGUAAUACUUCAAUGUUACCAAGAAUCACAUCCAAUAUCAUUACCCAUGGGACAUCAGUUACAGUAUGUAGCAGAUUACAAGAGUGGUGAAAUAAUCCUAAGAAUUGUCAUCCAAUCUGGAGGGAGUAAAUUCCUAGCUAACGAUUUGGCCACUCAAUCCGCUCUCUUGUUUAGCUUGCGUCCGAAGAAAGCCACCUUGAUUAAGCCGUUGCGCAUAAGGAUGUCUUGGAUAAUCCCUAGCCAUGCAGGAGGGUCAGAUGCAAGGGCAAGAAUCAGGGUGAGACAAUCCGAAUGGAGAAGAAAUUUGAUUUGUUUUUGGGUGAAACUAGGCACAGCCACCUCUCACAAUCGAUCACCAAUCGGUUAGACUAGUUAGAGCUUGCGUCCGAAGAAAGCCACCUUGAUUAAGCCGUUGCGCAUAAGGAUGUCUUGGAUAAUCCCUAGCCAUGCAGAGGGUCAGAUGCAAGGGCAAGAAUCAGGGUGAGACAAUCUGAAUGGAGAAGAAAUUUGAUUUGUUUUUGGGUGAAACUAGGCACAUCCACCUCUCACAAUCGAUCACCAAUCGGUUAGACUAGUUAGACUUUUCAAGAGAGAAAUAUAUAGAACUCAUAGUAGCCUAUCAUAUAUAAUAAGCGUUUAGCAUAAUAUAGUAUUUUUUGGUCAUCAUACCCAGGAGGAAAUAUAAUAUGAUUAAUCACCUUUGACUUCUGUUUUGUUCCUCUUUAGCCAUUGCUUACUUAGUUAAAAUAGUUUGGUAAUCUAUUUGUACCCAUGUCCCUGAAGUUGACUGACAUCAUGUUGUGUGGCGGAAGCGUUUUAUUCCAGAGCAUAGUUUGUUAGUUGUUACUAAGUUUGUUACUUUGGUUAGUCAUAUUGAACUGUAUAAUUCGAAUCACUAUUAAAUAAGGAGUUCAUGUACCGUAAUGACCAACAAUAUAAAUUCAUGUACUGUUAUGACCAAAAGUAACGUUCAUGUACAGAGUGGACCAAAUCAUGAAAGUUCAAGGGUCAAAUUGACCGUCUUGAAUUGUUAUAAUAAUUUCAUUAUGACUAAAUUUUACUAGACCCUCUUUCUACAUAUUAUUUUUUCAAAAUUUUCUCAUAACUCAUCACCAAAACCUUAUUGCCAAUAUUAUUUUCAAAUUUUCUUCUCCUUCAAUUUUCUCAUAAUUCGUCAUGCCACACUAUUCCUCGUCUUAUUUGUCAACUUUUUUCGUCUCAACAUUGAGACUAAACAGGAUCUAAUGAAGAAACUGAACACAUAAAAUUAUCAACUUUAAUGAUUUCUCAAAAUUGCCAACUAAAGCAUGUUUUUGUUUUUCAUGAUAUUGUGUUUGUACCCGUUAUUGUCACAACAAUACCGGAACACAUUACACAUGCGAUAAUAAAAGUGUAGACAAAGUAGAAGGUUUUAUCAAGUUGGGCUCCUCAAACUAUAAUCAUUAGAUCAACUAGUGACCUCUAAAGGAUUUUAGCUCGCAAGUUAACCUCGAGGAGCCACAUAGUCAAACUAGUUCGAGAGCUUUAAACAAAUCAGCACACGGGAUCACGAGUUCUGCUCAACACGUCACUGAGCAGAACUAGGUCAAAGUUUGCCUCAUUAAUCCCAAGUUAACUCGCUGAAUUACGAUUUGAAUGACAAACAUGUUUUUCUCGCGUCAAAUUGCUUUCGAGGCUGCAGUGAAGUAACACUUGCUACUUUCUAAAUUUUUAUCCUUUUGCCUGUUUCGUGUUAUUUCUAGACUCCGCUCCUCCAGAAUCGACACCCGGAAAGUGCCAGAAGCUCUCUCUAAACUGUAACAUAAAUUAAUCAUUAAAACAAAAUUGACGCUGACUGGGAUUUCUGGAACCAACUUAAUUUGUUACUUACUAGAAAGCUCCUCCAUCCAAUCGACUAACUAUAUGCGUCCUAUUAUUUAACAGCGAAGCUUCGGCGUUAGCUUUCUUCAGUACUAGACCAGCGCUCCCGAAAAUUGCGCCAGUAAAGGAUACAGAGAAUCCCGGCGCCGGCGACGAGGAUGGCGGAGGAGAAGCUUUACCCGAAAGCGAGUUGGGAGUACGAGAAUGCGGUGGCGAAAUGCAAGCGGAAGCUCAGAGGCCUCGUCGCCGAGAAGCACUGUGCUCCAAUCGUCCUCCGAUUAGCAUGGCACUCUGCUGGAACGUUCGAUGUUGAGACGAAGACGGGCGGGCCGUUUGGGACAAUCAGGCAUGGGGAGGAGCUAGCCCACGAAGCCAAUAGUGGGCUGGACAUAGCAGUUCGGCUUUUAGAGCCCAUCAAGGCCCAGUUCCCCAUCUUGACCUACGCUGACUUCUACCAGUUGGCCGGAGUUGUGGCCGUCGAGAUCACCGGAGGGCCAGAGAUUCCGUUCCAUCCCGGAAGACCAGAUAAAUCUGAACCCCCACCAGAGGGACGCUUGCCUCAGGCUACUCAAGGCCCGGCCCAUUUAAGGGAUGUGUUUUACCGGAUGGGCCUUUGCGACAAAGACAUAGUCGCUCUAUCCGGUGGCCACACUCUGGGGAGGUGCCAUAAGGAAAGGUCUGGGUUUGAAGGGCCUUGGACCAGCAAUCCUUUGAUCUUUGAUAAUUCAUAUUUCAGGGAACUUUUGAGUGGGGGGAAACAAGGCUUGAUUCAGCUUCCAACCGACAAAGCUCUUUUUGAGGAUCCAACAUUCCGUUCUUUAGUUCAUAAAUAUGCGGCUGACGAAGAUGUUUUCUUUGAAGAUUAUGCGAAUGCUCAUUUGAAACUCUCCGAGCUCGGGUGGCCUUGAUAGUCAAAGAGCGAGAGAUGAAACACAAUCCUAUGCUGAGGGAAAAGAAUUACUACCUAUGAUUCGCAGCUGUAAACGUUGUACUUUCCUACCACUUCUAUGUUGGGUUGAAUAAUGGCGCGCAAAAUCACAGACUACUUUGGCUUGUGGAACGGUAUUUUGUCUUUCAACAGCUUUUUCCUAAAUCCAAACGGCAACUUAGAGCUGUUGACACAAGCACAUAAAAUACACCAAACUUCCUGGGAAUAUAAAAUUUCGACCGGACAAUGGAAUAAUUGAGCUUAAAAACUCAUAAACUACUUCAACCUGCAAUAUUAUAGGGUAGGAUUCAUGCUAUUUGCUACAAACCAACACAGUGCUACACCAUCACGCCUGUAUUUUAGAAGAUCCAACAAAAACCACAAACAACCAGACUUAAAACGACAUUUUUGCUGGAGUGGUAACAAACAGCUAUCAAAACC
Messenger RNA from Linum trigynum, 7278 nucleotides. The record is from the annotation of a GenBank genome assembly. NCBI's taxonomy places the organism in Eukaryota, Viridiplantae, Streptophyta, Magnoliopsida, Malpighiales, Linaceae.